AUGCACCUCUUCUCGCUGUUCAUUGCCUUCUUUGUGUUCAAGGUCUCUAUUGGAGCGCAGUUGCCAAUAUGGCUCUUCGACAAUGACGAACUGCCAUAUCCCAAAAGACCCGGCUCGAGGACUCCCGUUCCAGCUCUCUACCACGCCAGAUAUUCUGAACAGACAUUCAUCGGAACUCACGAUUCGGCCGCCUUGAGAACGCCAGAGAACGGCUACUCCUUGUCGGGAAAUCAGUACUUCAAUGUCUCGGUCCAGCUGCAGUCUGGUGUUCGCUUUCUCCAAGCACAAGGCCACAGAGAUCCCAAUGGCACCGUAGACAUACGCCUCUGUCAUUUCAACUGCGCGUUGAUGGACGGAGGGAGCAUCUACGACCACCUAACAACCGUCCGAACGUUUCUCGAAGCAAACCCUCACGAGAUCGUAACCCUGCUCUUCGUCAACGUCGGCGUACCCCUUCGUCAUUGGGUGAGAGCGUACUACGAAACAGGCCUCGAUCGAAUGUCCUACGUCCCACCGGCGAACAGAAAGUAUGGUAACAUGCGAGUGGAAGACUGGCCUACAAUCGCCGAGAUGGUGAGCACGAAUCAGCGAGUCGUGACAUUCCUCUCGAGCGGUACCGAUGAAGACGAGGUCCCAUACCUCCUUUCGGAACUGAGCUACACCUUCUCUACGCCUUUCGGUAUCGAAGCGCCUGAUCAGUACUCCUGCAUACCCGAUCGACCGUGGUGGAUAAGAGGCUACAUUCCCAACCGGCUGUCCAUUGUGAAUCACUUCUUGUAUGCUAAGUUCUUUGGAUUUCGAUACCCGAAUGCAACAUACGCCAAUACCACAAACGGCGCUGGCUUCCACACGGGCGAAUUAGGACUACACGCUGUUCAAUGUCGAGAACUCUACGAGAGACGGCCCAAUUUCUUAUUGGUGGACUUCUUCAAUGAAGGGGAUGUGUUUGAUGUUGAAUAUGGCAUGAAUGCCAAUUGA
Messenger RNA from Zymoseptoria tritici IPO323, 978 nucleotides. RefSeq lists its product as uncharacterized. Gene Ontology annotation, molecular function: phosphoric diester hydrolase activity. The record is from RefSeq and is a predicted model, not a curated record. Bases 1 to 978 code for a protein of 325 amino acids. Lineage: Eukaryota; Fungi; Ascomycota; Dothideomycetes; Mycosphaerellales; Mycosphaerellaceae. Gene Ontology annotation, biological process: lipid metabolic process. The transcript is spliced from 3 exons.